AACCUGUUAAUUGUUGUGGUUUAAGCUUAGUGUAUGAAAUGACCCAGUACUCAGAAGGUGAAGGGAGUAAGUGAGAACUGAGAACUUCUAAGAAACGCCGCCAAUGGCGCAUCGCUCACUCUUCCUCUCUCUCAGACGCUUCUCAUCAUGCAGAAAUAGCGGUUUAGCUUGUGUCCUGAACAGAACAAGAUUCGUGUCUUCGGGUGCUGUGAGCAGUGAUUUGGUGGAAGAGAGUGUGGAAGGUGAUGAUGACCUAAGGAGCAGAAUCUUCAGGCUUAGGCUCCCCAAGCGAAGCGCCACCAACGUUCUUCAGAAAUGGGUCCUCCAAGGGAAUCCUAUUACGCUCUCUCAGCUUCGGGAUAUAUCCAAAGAGCUUCGAAGAUCUCAACGUUACAAACACGCUUUGGAGAUAUCAGAGUGGAUGGUUAGCAAUGAGGAAUAUGAGUUAUCAGACUCUGAUUAUGCAGUCCGCAUAGAUUUGAUGACCCAAGUUUUUGGCAUUGAUGCUGCAGAGCGCUACUUUGAGGGUCUACCUCUUGCUACAAAGACUACUGAAACAUACACAGCACUCCUCCAUUCUUACGCAGGAGCAAAAUUGACUGAAAAGGCUGAGGAACUUUAUCAAAGGAUAAAGGAUUCAAACCUUUCCUUUGAUGCUCUUACUUACAAUGAAAUGAUGACUCUUUACAUGUCAGUGGGGCAGUUUGAAAAGGUCCCUAUAGUUGUUGAAGAACUGAAACAACAAAAGGUUUCCCCUGAUAUCUUUACUUACAAUCUAUGGAUAAGUUCCUGUGCCGCUAUUCUUAAUAUCGAUGAAGUUAGGAGGAUUCUUGAUGAAAUGAGUCACGGUGCUGGUUCUAAUGAAAGUUGGAUCAGAUAUUUGAACCUGGCCAAUAUAUAUAUUAGUGUAGCUCAUCUUGAUAAUGCAAGUUCCAACACACUUGUUGAGACUGAGAAAAGGAUCACCCAAAGGCAAUGGAUAACUUAUGACUUCUUAAUCAUUCUUUAUGGUGGGUUGGGAAGUAAGGAUAAACUUGAUCAGAUAUGGAAUUCCUUGGGAAUGACCAAACAGAAAAUGAUUAGCAGGAAUUACAUGUGCAUCAUUUCUUCCUAUCUGAUGCUUGGUCUUACGAAAGAAGUGGGUGAAGUUAUUGAUCAAUGGAAGCAAUCAACGACCACGGAUUUUGAUAUGCUUGCCUGUAAAAAGAUUUUGGUUGCUUUUAGGGACAUUGGCUUAGCUGAAAUAGCCAACAACUUGAAUGUGAUUCUCAUUGAGAAGAACCUCAGUCUUGGAAGUGAUUAACUAGGAGUUCUCUGAGCAUGAAUGUAAUAUAGAAUAUAUAUAGAUUUGAGAUCAAUUUUGCAACUUCGGAAGGGAAAAUAUAUUUCAUUUGAAAUUUGUUAAUCCAUCCCGAAUGAAUAAAUAUGCUGUGUGAAUGGAAGUCUUGCAAUGCUCUUGUGGAUGUACAAGAUUUCAUUGCUUCUAACUUUUUCAUUUUUAUGGUGCCCUUGGUACAGCGGUAAAGUUGUGUCUUGAUGACUUGUUCGUCAUGGGUUCGAAUCCGGAAACAGCCUCUUUGCAUAUGCAAGGGUAAGACUGCGUACAACAUCCCUCCCCCAUACCUUCGCAUAGCGAAGAGCCUCUGUGCAAUGGGGUACGGAGUUUUUUAUGGUGCCCUUGUCUAGCAGCAUCUUUGAUGUCGUGAGAACCUUUAAUUAUUCCCAUUUUCUGAUUUUGUAGUCGUAACUGCUGUGAUUUUCAUAUUUAUUUCUAUGAAUUUGGAUGUGUUUUGCAUUUUCA
Messenger RNA from Glycine soja, 1801 nucleotides. RefSeq names its product pentatricopeptide repeat-containing protein At5g09450, mitochondrial-like. Gene Ontology annotation, cellular component: mitochondrion. NCBI's taxonomy places the organism in Eukaryota, Viridiplantae, Streptophyta, Magnoliopsida, Fabales, Fabaceae. Gene Ontology annotation, molecular function: protein binding. The coding region runs from base 104 to 1303 and encodes 399 amino acids. The transcript is spliced from 3 exons. The record is from RefSeq and is a predicted model, not a curated record.